Messenger RNA from Racocetra persica, 128 nucleotides. Lineage: Eukaryota; Fungi; Glomeromycota; Glomeromycetes; Diversisporales; Gigasporaceae. The record is from the annotation of a GenBank genome assembly.
GCUUAAACUUGUUGGAUAGAAAUAGAAUGUCUUGUGAAAUCCAAUGCAAACCUGCGCCACAAGUCCAAAGUAGAAAUGCAGCAAAUUUUGGUGGAUUAUGUUUAAUUGCGGCGUCAUUUAUGCAAUUG